Diceros bicornis minor is the source of this 796-nucleotide messenger RNA. It is a transcript of the gene ATP5PO, whose product is annotated as ATP synthase peripheral stalk subunit OSCP. Gene Ontology annotation, biological process: proton motive force-driven mitochondrial ATP synthesis. The record is from RefSeq and is a predicted model, not a curated record. The transcript is spliced from 7 exons. The coding region runs from base 72 to 728 and encodes 218 amino acids. Gene Ontology annotation, cellular component: membrane. Gene Ontology annotation, molecular function: proton-transporting ATP synthase activity, rotational mechanism. Lineage: Eukaryota; Metazoa; Chordata; Mammalia; Perissodactyla; Rhinocerotidae.
ACUCUGUUUCUUGGUAGACAAGAUACCACCUCUCAGAAUUAGGGCCUGUUCUCACAUCAGAGUCUGCUGCGAUGCUCGAAGGACUGGUCUUUAUUUUCAGAGAGCAUUUGGAUUCUAAGAAGGUGCGAUGCUUCAGUACAUCUGUGGUCAGGCCAUUUGCCAAGCUUGUGAGGCCCCCUGUUCAGAUAUAUGGUAUCGAAGGUCGCUAUGCCACUGCGCUUUAUUCUGCUGCAUCCAAACAGAAUAAACUGGAACAAGUAGAAAAGGAACUGUUGCGAGUAGCACAAAUCUUGAAGGAACCCAAAAUGGCUGCUUCUAUUAUGAAUCCCUAUGUAAAACGUUCCAUUAAAGUGAAAAGCCUAAAUGAAAUGACAGCAAAAGAGAAGUUUUCUCCCCUCACGUCCAACCUGAUCAAUUUGCUUGCUGAAAAUGGUCGCUUGAGCAAUGCCCCUGGAGUCGUUUCUGCCUUUUCUACCAUAAUGAGUGUCCACCGUGGAGAAGUACCUUGCACAGUUACCACUGCAUCUCCUUUGGAUGAAGCCACUCUUUCUGAAUUACAAACAGUCCUGAAGAGCUUCCUAAGUAAAGGCCAGGUACUGAAAUUGGAAGUUAAGAUUGAUCCGUCAAUCAUGGGUGGAAUGAUUGUCCGUAUUGGAGAGAAAUAUGUUGAUAUGUCUGCAAAAACCAAGAUUCAGAAGCUGAGCAGGGCUAUGCGAGAGGUUUUCUGAAAGUGUUGAUUUUCUGUUGGUGAAAAUUCUUAAACUUGGAGCAACAAUAAAAUGCUUCCUGAACAGAA